Molecule: messenger RNA, 1242 nt
Organism: Manihot esculenta (cassava)
Lineage: Eukaryota; Viridiplantae; Streptophyta; Magnoliopsida; Malpighiales; Euphorbiaceae
Product: septum-promoting GTP-binding protein 1
Exons: 6
Coding region: 155-1015 (286 amino acids)
Molecular function (GO): GTP binding; GTPase activity
Source: RefSeq, a predicted model, not a curated record
AGCACCGCUCCUCAGCAGCUUUCCAGUUUUUCUCCCUUGCCCACCCACUAACCAUAAACCAACAAACUCUAUCUUUCUUUCUUCUCGGAUCGAAACGACAACGCUAAACUUAUAAUACGACAUUCCUUCUCCUCUUCCUUUUGGUGGCUCGAUCAUGGCUCGUUUCAAUCUUCGGCGAAAGCUUCAGCGUCGCAUUUCGAUCCUCAAACGCUGCAUUCUCCGAGUAUGGAAUCAUAUCCUCACGUGUUCGUUAGGCAAGCCUAGUCAUAAUUAUCGAAUGGUACCGCCUCAGUCCUUGCCUGUCUCCACCUUGCCGGAGAUCGCUUCCAGUGGAUAUGUAUCGGGGAUCGUCACUCCGUCUGCUCAUCCUCCGAUGAAGAUGGCGGCGGCGGCGGCGAUGUAUCAUGACCAGCGUGAUAUUGACAGUAUUAAUAACAAGGAUUCGGAUUUGGUUGCUUUGAAGAUCAGUCUGCUGGGAGAUUGCCAGAUUGGGAAAACAAGUUUCCUGGCUAAGUACGUGGGGAAUGAGACACAAGACGGAAGAAUUCUGAAAGAUGGAAUGAAUAUGAUGGACAAGACAUUACUGGUUAAAGGUGCUCGGAUUUCUUAUAGUCUCUGGGAAGUCGAUGGUGAUGAAGGAUCUAGCCAGCAAAUUCCUCUGGCUUGCAAGGAUUCUGUAGCAAUUUUAAUCAUGUUUGAUCUCACAAGUCGGCUCACAUUAAAUGGUAUCAUAAAGUGGUACCAAGAGGCAAGGAAAUGGAACCAGACUGCAAUUCCAAUUGUAAUAGGAACCAAAUUUGAUGACUUCAUUCAACUUCCUAUAGAUCUGCAAUGGACAAUUGCAAGCGAGGCAAGAGCAUAUGCCAAGGCCCUGAAUGCAACACUCUUCUUUUCAAGUGCAGCAUACAACAUUAAUGUAAACAAGAUCUUCAAAUUCAUAACAGCAAAGCUGUUUGACCUGCCAUGGACACCUGCAAGAAAUCUCACAAUUGGAGAGCCUAUUAUUGAUUUCUGAAGAUGAAGGCUUGCUACAUAGCAUAAAUAGCAGAAUAGAAAAUGCCUCUCUUGCACCAUCUUUUUUUAAGUUCAGCAAUGUAGAUCACAGGUCAACCGCUCACUUGGAUUCUUGUUUUUCUAUUAGUCCAGUGAGUUGCGAGUUGCUUCUUUUGUAAUUAUGAUUAGAGACCGAGGAAGAGAGGAGAGUUUCCUCAUCUCCGUGUCUGAAUGAAUAACCUUUCUUUA